AUGUUCUUCAGCGAUAUCGUCCCAACCAUCGAUCACUAUGUCUCUCUCAUCGCAAGAUGCGUCGCCGAGAAACACCUGAAGCUCGGCAUGACCGUCCACAAGGCUUUUGAUGAUCUUGAUACAAUGAACAGUUACUCUUGGAACACCAUCAUAUCUGCAUAUGCUCGGAUAGGCGAUUUCAAGAAGGCCCUCGUCUUGUUCGAUGAAAUGCCGCAGAGGGCUCUUGUCUCUUAUAAUUCCUUGAUUUCUGGGUUGUCCCGUCAUGGGUUUUAUGUGGAGUCUCUGAGCGUCUUCAUGCAUAUGCAAAAAGAAUAUGAUUGUCUGUUCAUGGAUGAGUUUACUUUUGUGGGUGUUGUGGGUGCUUGUGCUCGCUUGGGUGCAUUUAAGUUCUUGCGCCAGGUUAUGCCUGAGAAGGAUAUUGUGUCUUGGACUUCCAUGGAUGUUGCUUAUACGCAAGCUCAGAACUUAGAUGACGCUUGCUUUGUGCAGAAUGGCCAUGGUGAUGAAGCUUUGGACCUUUUUCUUCAAAUGCAUGAGGAAGGAAUACAACCAAGUCCUCAUACUUUUGUCAGUGAUCUAUGUGCUUGUGCUGAUCAAGCACUUGGUGAAAGAGGCAAACAGAUCCAUGGUUACAUCGCGAGGACCUGCUUUAAUAAAGCUUUGGAGAACAUAUUCAUAUGGAAUGCUCUAAUUGACAUUUAUUGCAAGUGUGGUGACAUGAGAUCAGCUGCGAUCUUAUUCUUGAGGAUGCUGAAAAGGGAUAUUGUAUCAUGGAAUUCGAUGAUAACUGGGUUUGCGCAAAAUGGUCUAGGCCAUGAGUCACUUGUUUUUCUCAAGACAAUGCUAGAGAUGAAUGUAAGACCCAACCUUAUCUCGUUUCUUGGCGCUCUAUCUGCUUGCAGCCACACAGGUCUAGAUGUUGAAGCGCUUCAGAUUUUCAAUGCAAUGGAAAAGGAUUACAGCCUCCAACCCAGAUUCGAUCACUACACUAUUUUGGUCGAUCUGCUCGGGAGGAAAAACAGACUUGAGGAAGCCAUGGAGUUAAUAGAGAGUGUCUCAAACAAAUCAAAGCAUGUUGGAAUGUGGGGUGCACUUUUGGGUGCAUGCAAAGUCCAUGGUAAUCUAGUUAUUGCCCGAAAAGCUGUGGAUGCUCUAUUGAAUUUGGAACUGCAAAAUGCUGCGAGGUAUGUUAUGUUAUCAAGCAUAAAUGCCAAACUAACAGAUGGGAUGAUUCCUGCGGAGUAA
Messenger RNA from Eucalyptus grandis, 1245 nucleotides. Its product is annotated as pentatricopeptide repeat-containing protein At4g16835, mitochondrial. Gene Ontology annotation, biological process: RNA modification. The transcript has 3 exons. Lineage: Eukaryota; Viridiplantae; Streptophyta; Magnoliopsida; Myrtales; Myrtaceae. The record is from RefSeq and is a predicted model, not a curated record. Bases 1 to 1245 code for a protein of 414 amino acids. Gene Ontology annotation, molecular function: protein binding; RNA binding.